Messenger RNA from Dermacentor andersoni, 721 nucleotides. RefSeq names its product cystatin-2-like. Gene Ontology annotation, molecular function: cysteine-type endopeptidase inhibitor activity. NCBI's taxonomy places the organism in Eukaryota, Metazoa, Arthropoda, Arachnida, Ixodida, Ixodidae. The record is from RefSeq and is a predicted model, not a curated record.
UACUGCUCGCCCCAUACACGUGAGACGAACAGCUGGGGUGGAACCAAAAAAUCCCCUGCGCCAAAUUGUGCGCCCAGGACAUCGUUGGCUGCCGCACGCGAUCGCUGGUUGCGCGGGCCGACUAUAUACGCCGACGUCGGAGAGAUAUCGGACGAGUGUGCAUCCCAGCCUUUUUGGUGCGUUCCAGUCCAGAUCGUUCUGGCAAGGCAUGGGGAAAUACGGGCAUGGCCGUGGUACACCUCAGUUCCCCACAUUUUUCCUGCUUUUACUGCUGACGUUCGAAGCGACGCGUUGCGUCGGUUUCGGGGACCAACCGGUACUGGGAGGGUGGGUGCAGCAGGACCCACGAGACCCAGCCUUCCUUAUCGCGGCACGCUUCGCCGAACGGAAGGCUGCGAUGCAAGGCGGUCAUCGAUACCGCGUGCUCCGGGUCACGUCUGCGUGGACCCAGGUUGUGAAUGGCAUCAACUACAAAGUGCAUUACACGAGGGGACUCAAGUGCGGACCUGGUGAAAGUUAUAGGAUGUGCGACGAGAAUCCGGGUGAGCCUCCGGAACAUUGCAUGGCCGUCGUCUACGCACCAUUCCACAGCUCUCAAAGGCAACUUGCUGCGCAUUCGUGUUCCCAGGGGGGCGGGGUCCGCGACCCCCAGGAAGUGCAAACCUCGCCGCCACUCGAUUACGGAAAGUAGAUCCGAAUAAAGAAACCUUCACUGAAGAAA